AUGGUCCUACAAUUGCAUGUGUGGGGGCCGGCCUUCGCGCUGCCCUCAAUCGAUGCGCAAUGUCUUUCCGCAAUCGCAUACUGCUCUAUCGCCCUCCCCAAGGACGCCUGGGAGCUAAUCGCCAGCAGUGAUCCCUCCGUCUCCCCUACCGGUGAGCUGCCCGCGCUCCAGAAUGGUUCGACCUGGGUGAGCCGCUUUCGCAAUAUCGUCGACUAUCUCCGCCAAUACUCGGACGGCGCGUGGGAUUUGGACCGACAGCUCGACGAGUCAGACCGGGCCGAUAAUACUGCGUUCGCCUCGUUUGUUGAAUCUCGUGGCCAGUCCCUCAUCGACCUGUCGCUGUAUGUCACCAGCCAUAACUAUUACAACAAUACGUCGCCUGCCUACGGUAAUCUCCUCCAAUGGCCGAACCAAUGGAUUCUUCCCCCGAAGCUGCAUGGCGCCGCCAAAGCCCGUACCGACCAUCUGGGUCUCUCGUCGCUGGACCUGCAGGCUAUCGAGGAACACCGUCAGCGCGACCACUCCGCCGCCGUGGCUGCGGGUAAGAUACCGAAGAAUCUAAUCCAGCGACCACGUGAAACCGUGUCUGGGUUACUCGGCCGUGGCUCCUCGAAGAACCAGUUCCGAAUGGAAGCCUUGACAGCCGAUUUCUUCGAACCCCUCGAGGCCAUGCUGGGCCAGAAGGCGUACCUCCUCACCCUGAAAGAGGAGGACGUGCCAUCCAGUCUGGACUGCAUCGCGCUCGGCUCUCUUUCCCUAGCACUUGUGCCCGAGCUCGCUUUCCCUUGGUUGCGCGACGCUAUGCGCGCCAAGGCCCCGCUUCUCUCGGCGUACACCGAGCGUCUGCGACGACGCUGUUUCGGUGAUUCACCAGUGGAGGUCGCGCAUGCCUACUCGCCGCAGUCCGCCCCCGCUUCUCCGCUGCCGUGGCGCGCACCUGGGCGCAUCUCUAUCGCUGCUGUCGGCAGUACCCUCCUCGCUGAGUUGGCGGAUUCCACUCCGUUCUUGAGCGAGAUCCGCAGGAACAACCGUCUCAAGCAAGCCGCAGCAGACUCAGACUUGACAUCCGUUGAAAAGGGUGCUGUUUCGAUGUUUGCUGACUCCAGCAAGAAGGACAUGUAUGUGUCCAUCGCGGCAGCGGUGGGUGGUGUCGCUGCCCUGGUGGGUUACAUGUUCCAUGUAGGCUUGAUCUCGGUUGCAAGUCAAGAGCAGGAGUUCGAGGAAGAAGAGGAGGAGGGUAUCCCGGACUUUGGAAACUUGUCGGCGGGUGAUAUCCUCGGAUUAUAA
Penicillium atrosanguineum is the source of this 1287-nucleotide messenger RNA. Its product is annotated as glutathione S-transferase family protein. Lineage: Eukaryota; Fungi; Ascomycota; Eurotiomycetes; Eurotiales; Aspergillaceae. Gene Ontology annotation, cellular component: SAM complex. The transcript is spliced from 3 exons. Gene Ontology annotation, biological process: mitochondrion organization. The record is from RefSeq and is a predicted model, not a curated record. Bases 1 to 1287 code for a protein of 428 amino acids.